AGCACCUUUUAAGGUUUCACCGUUUUCAAUGAGUUCAUCAACAAGCUUUUCUCAAGAACCACCUCUGUCAACCUCAAUUCUCAAUCUUCAACCGCCCUUGCUUUCUCAACUUCCAUUGUGCAACAGCUCAACUUCAACUAAACAAUUCUCAUUCAUAUUUCAUAUAAUGUGAACAUCAUCUAAUUCAAUGCUCAAAUAACCAACUUCAUGCAUACUUAGACAUAGAUCAUACUUGAUUAGACCAUUCCGAUUGCGGAUAUCCUAUCACCACCAUGUCGGUCUCUCCAAUAUCGGAUCAAUCAAAGCAUGACGCCCAUGUCGUCUCCGGGCAUCUGCCGUCUGGAUACUCCGCCGAAUUUGAUGGGGCACCCGGUAGUUCUGGUGCUCCAUCGGUCUCCGGUCAAGAUGUAGGCGACCAGGAUCUAGGCGAAUCCUCGCUGAAACUCCAGGGAGGUGAUAUGCACCGAGAUCUCUUCAAGACUGCUGCACGUGUCAAGAUGCACAAGCGAGCCGCAACAUUUCACCACCCCCAAGAUUUAAUAGGCGACAACGAAUCAGACCACUUGACGGUUAGUGAUCAAUUGGCCCCGGGCGGAUUUCGUAGAGCUUUCAUACGGCAACGGCAACGGCCCGAGAUCUGGGCUGCUAGGAUCCCCGUUACUCGGAAUUUCGUCGAGUUCCUCGAAUUAUACGGGAACUUCGCCGGAGAAGACCUUGCCGAUUCCGAUGACGAGGCAGUGACAUCUGACGAGGGCGAGGAGGGAGAAGAAGAACGAUCACCUGAGACGAGGCCACUUCUUGGGCGUCGUAAGUCUUCGCGGUCUGCGCGCGUAGCUAAGACCAGUACCAAGAAAACGUUCUUUACCUUAUUGAAGGCCUUCAUUGGAACUGGUAUUAUGUUUCUUCCUAAGGCUUUCAAGAAUGGCGGCAUAUUAUUCUCCUCUAUGACUAUGCUGGUAAUAUCUACAGUCACCAUGCUGGCCUUUCACCUACUUCUUGCCUGCAAGGCACGGUAUAGCGGCGGUUAUGGAGAAAUUGGCCAAGCGAUAGCAGGCGACGGAAUGCGCAAGGUCAUUCUAGUAUCCAUUACAAUGUCGCAGCUGGGAUUCGUCUGCGCCGGCAUAGUCUUCGUCGCCGAAAAUAUGACAUCAUUUCUCCAGGCUGUCGGACAUGGCAACAGUCCAUUAUCACCCACGACCCUCAUUCUCAUACAACUCAUCGUUCUAAUACCUCUAGCCUUCAUCAGGAAUAUAGCUAAACUUAGUCCCGUGGCGCUACUCGCUGAUGUUUGCAUCCUUAUUGGUGUCGGCUACAUCUACUAUUAUGACAUCGCUCACCUCGCCUCCGACGGCAUUCACGAAAGUGUCGUUCUCUUCAAUCCAGCAAAGUAUACAUUGACCGUCGGUUCAGCUAUUUUCACUUUCGAGGGUAUAGGACUUAUUCUCCCGAUCCAAUCUUCUAUGACGAAACCCGAACGAUUUGAGUGGCUUCUUGGUCUUGUCAUGUUCAUCAUCACAGUCCUGUUUACUGCUGUGGGUGCCCUCUGCUACGCUACGUUUGGCGUCAACACACAGAUCGAAAUCAUCAACAACUUUCCCCAAGAUAACAAGUUCGUCAACUCGGUUCAGUUCCUCUACUCACUCGCCGUUCUCGUCGGAACUCCCGUCCAGCUUUUCCCCGCCUUACGUAUCCUAGAAGGUAGGAUCUUCGGUUCACAUUCGGGAAAGAAAAGCACCCGAACGAAGUGGAUCAAGAAUGCAUUCAGAACAUUGGUAGUCAUUGUGUGCGGUCUAAUUUCAAUAGUUGGCGCUUCGAAUCUCGACAGAUUCGUCGCGUUAAUCGGGUCCGUCGCCUGCGUACCUCUGGUCUACAUCUACCCAGCAUUUUUGCAUUACAAGGGUGUCGCGGCUUCGUGGCAAGCUAAAGCCGGAGAUAUUUUGUUUAUGGUAGUUGGAACAGCCGCCAUGGUCUACACCACAGCUAUCACUAUCGCCAACAGCUUCAUGCAUUAAGCGCUUGUUUCUCAAUACAUCCCGUCGGAAGGGUACGGGUAGAAGCGAUCAUAAAGAAAAUUGCAUUUUGGAAAAUGGAUAUUCAUUCGACUGGGAUUGGAGUUAUUAACUUAUUUAGCAGAGAACCGAUUCCUGCAUCACGAUCGUUCAUGAUAUUGUAUCAGCAUCUGGGACAUGGGAACAUAAAUGGCGUUGAGCGUUGACUGCAGAUUGGGGAUUCCGAAAUACCACCGGUUAAAUUCUCUGUAUUUACUGACUACAUUUCCAUUACCUCCGAUGCUUCACCCCAGUAGGAAAUAAAC
This is a messenger RNA of Annulohypoxylon truncatum, 2314 nucleotides long. RefSeq names its product transmembrane amino acid transporter protein-domain-containing protein. Bases 273 to 2012 code for a protein of 579 amino acids. The record is from RefSeq and is a predicted model, not a curated record. Gene Ontology annotation, molecular function: amino acid transmembrane transporter activity. Gene Ontology annotation, biological process: amino acid transmembrane transport. The transcript has a single exon. NCBI's taxonomy places the organism in Eukaryota, Fungi, Ascomycota, Sordariomycetes, Xylariales, Hypoxylaceae.